GAGGGUUGGACUUCCUGUUUCUAGCUUCUUCUAUCCGCCACGAGGAGACGCUGAUUCCAGAGAGAUCACUCAUUUGCAUUGCUAGUACUAUGACGUGAAGAUAAAUAUUUCUCUACUUUUUGGCCAAUCGAACUAUAAAAGGAAUGAGGAGCUCUGAAGGGUCAGAGUGGGCAUCUCGGGGGUCUAUAGGGGAUAAAGAAUGCCUGUGUGGCUGACAAGACCUUUCCAUCUGUCUCCGAGUGCCCUGUCGCCAGGCCACACCCAGAAGGCCAUCAUGGAAAAGUCACAUGAUGAAGACCAAUCCUUAAAGCCCCCAUCUGGCUUUCCCGAGACUCCAGUCUUCUUGAUUGUGAGACUCCAGCUGGUUCGUCCUCUUUCACCAUGGCAGACUUUGAAGAAAUCGAGUACGAAGAGGAAGAGGAAGAGGUUGAGGAGAAGUAUGAGGAAGAGUCUAAAUCCAAACACAAAACGAUUUAUGUGCCAAACAUGGUUCCUCCUAAGCUUCCUGAUGGCGAGAAAGUGGAUUUUGAUGACCUCCACCGCAAGAGGCUGGAGAAGGAUUACAAUGACCUGCAGAGUCUUAUCGAGCUGCAUUUUUCCAGCCGUCAGAAGGAAGAGGAAGAGCUCGUCUCGCUGCGCAACCGCAUCGAACGCCGCCGCGCCGACAGAGCCGAACAGCAGCGCGUCCGUGCGGAGCAAGAGCGUGAGCGGCAAACACGGGUGGCCGAGGAGAGGUCAAGGAUGGAGGAAGAGGCAGCCAAGCAGCGCGCCGAAGAGGACGCCAAGAAGAAGAUGGUAUUCUCCAACAAGUCAUUCGGUGGAUACCUGCAGAAGGUCGACCAGAAGAAGGGCAAGAAGCUGACGGCUCGUGAGGAGAAGAAGAAGGCCUUGAUGGAGCGCAGGAAGCCGCUGAACAUCGACCACCUGAACCAGGAGAAGCUGGCGGAGAAAGCCCAGGAACUCUGGCAGUGGCUCUACCAGCUGCACUCUGAGAAGUUUGACCUGUCUGAGAAGCUCAAGAAGCAAAAGUACGAAAUUCACGUGCUGCGCAACCGAGUCAGUGACCACCAGAGGUUCUCCAAAACUCUCAAGAGCUCUCGUGGAGCCAAGAGCAAGCCGAGUUCCAGGAAGUGAACAGACCCGACUGCAACGCCUUUUUUGGAUCCUUUUUUUCCAUUUUGCUUCAUAGAAGAGAUUCCAGGAACUGAUUCAAAGUUUAUGGGAAUCCUUUUCUGAGGGACCGAUCUUCAUCAACUAAGUCAAUUUGCCAAGUUCCUAAUGAAUCAUAUCAGUUGUUUUAUUUUUGUUUUGCUGUGUUUAUCUUUAUGAUUCUUCAUACCAGCUAACACUUUAUAUCUCUUGUUGAUCUAUAUUUUCAUUUUUAUGUACUCCUGUUUUUUCCAUUAAAUUCCAUUCUAUGUCGGUCUUUGUCA
Molecule: messenger RNA, 1433 nt
Organism: Oryzias melastigma (Indian medaka)
Lineage: Eukaryota; Metazoa; Chordata; Actinopteri; Beloniformes; Adrianichthyidae
Gene: tnnt2c
Product: troponin T2c, cardiac
Exons: 3
Coding region: 382-1134 (250 amino acids)
Biological process (GO): cardiac muscle contraction; sarcomere organization; regulation of muscle contraction
Cellular component (GO): troponin complex
Molecular function (GO): troponin C binding; troponin I binding; tropomyosin binding
Source: RefSeq, a predicted model, not a curated record